UGCUAGAAGCUGUGAAGGGAUUUUCAAUGGUCACCAACACACGGAUGCUCCUCAUGACAGCCAAGAGGUCGGACGGUGACCACUAUGCUCUUCAGUUUCUGCAUAGGCUCCGAUUCUUAAGCCUGGUCCACAUUGUGCUUGGUCACUGCUACGAGACUGUGUCGGACACCACGGGUAAUUUGCUGAACUUACUCAUCGAUUCCGACCGGUGGUUAAGCAUGAUCGUAGCAGCAGCGUUCAACAGUGUGGAGACGUUCUUUUUCCUCAGUGGAUUUUUCCUGUGCCUCACCGUAGCAAAACAGAAGACGAACGGCCUGCUUAUGUUCGUUGUGGGCGUUCUUCGAAGGCUCAUGAGGAUCUGCGUACCACUGUUUUUCAUCAUCAUGUGCUUCUGCAUACUACCGCUUUUUGUCACCGGGCCAGACACGAAAAUGUUCUUCAAGAAGCUUUACGAUGAAGUGUCCUCUGAGUGGUGGCACUACAUUCUUCACAUCAGAAACUUCUAUGAGGUAGGACCACAGCAUGUUCUUCCCCACACGUGGUACCUCUCCGCUGACUUCCAGCUCUUCGCUGUUUCGCUUCUUACGCUGGCCAUGCUGCGACGCCGGAAAACACUGGCCAUAGGAGCAUUUGCUCUGCUGUCUCUGUGUGGAUACGUCAUUGGAGCUUGGGCACUGGUGUCUUCUGAUGCGCUACCGUUCAUGGUAUUUCCUGGACAAACACCUGAGAUUACAAUCGACACCGCCCAUCUAUACUACAUACUAUCUUUCUGCCACGCGAUGUCUUACUUCAGCGGCUGCAUAACUUUCCUCAUCAUGGAGGACUUCAGGUCCCGCAAAAUCACAAAGGUCAUGCAGGUGGCCGGCUGGUGUAUAGCUGCGAGCUGUGGACUUUGCUGCCUCUUCAUGAAGCUCCCCUGGUACAAGGGUCCGAAUCCUACCUCAAAAGCGGGAACAUUGAUCGUCGCAUUCUCUGACCGCACCAUGUGGUCACUUUUUCUCGCUUGGAUCACGCUCACGUGCUCCUCAGGCCGAGGCGGCUUCGUGGGUCAGUUCCUGUCCUGGAACCUUUUCGUGCCUCUUAGCAAGCUCUCAUUUGGCGUCUACCUCAUCCACCGGCCAUUCAUCGAGCUUAUGCUACACUCUUCCAGGGAGCGUCUCUCCUGGUCGCAUUUCAACCAGGUUACAAUGCUGUUCUCAGUGCUUGAUUGGAGCUUCAUCCUGUCCUACUUUUCGUACCUGGCCUGCGAAGCACCGACAGCAGUACUGGACAAGCUUGUUUUUAACAGGCUCAUGGGUCGAGGAAAAGCUCGGAAGCAGAAGCAGCCAAACGAACUGAAGGGAUGCAGCGUGCGGUCAGAGAAGAAAAUGGACGACAUCAUAUGCUCGCGGUGCUAGCACUUUUUCUUUUCACUGUGCCCGCCGAUGUACCUGGACUUGCUCAUAUUGUGCACACCUACACUUUGGAGGCGCAGACACUCGAGUAAACAGUAACUGUGAUACAUUCUUUUUCCCGUCGGUUUCAUGUGUACCCGAGGGUGGCUCACUGAUGUGAUAUCUGCAUGCGUCAACGAUUAAUUACCUGUGAAACACUUCUGUUGACAUUGUGGUCAUCGGUUCGUGGUCAGCGAUUCUGCUCCGGUCGGACAUUUAGUCAGCGCCGCGAUGCAAUGACAGGUGGGCGUCAGCGAUGGUCAUGUACCAUAUGACGCUAUGUCUACAAAGAACUCAGCUUGCGCAAUGCGAGCUAGGCGGAGCUCACACGUUGACUGCUUUAGAACCCUUAGCAGGCUGUAAAAUGGAGUGUCACAAAACCCCGCUACUGUUCCCAGUGCACUGGAUUUGAUGCUGCUGAGCAGGGUUUAAUAUUGUAUUAGUGGUCUACAGCCUGCCUAUGCACCAAUGGAGCGCGAUAUAUUUCUCUGUUACCGGAGUUUUUUUUCCUGACGUGCACCAUUGGUAUUCCGACACGACUGAAGAAAAAAAUAAGAGGCCAUUCUACAGCGCCUUCGUCUUGCAGUCCCACACACGCCUAACGUUGUGGAAAGAUUGCAUCAACGAUCUUCUUUAAACUCCGAGGAACAGGAAAAAAAUAUUUGCCUAUCCAAUCUGUCACGGCGCACAAGAAUCAUUCCACGUAGCCCACCUACUUUGAGGUUCUCCUUGAAGAAUACAUCAGAAGAGGACACCUUCCUCGACCGCACGUCUCCCCUUGUGAUCUGCACAGCUUCCAAGCCUGGACGUAUGGUCUUCACCAUAACUGGUUCCUCCCUGUCAUUGCGGAAUCUGGCGUGGGUUCUAUGUUGUAGGAGA
Molecule: messenger RNA, 2312 nt
Organism: Dermacentor albipictus
Lineage: Eukaryota; Metazoa; Arthropoda; Arachnida; Ixodida; Ixodidae
Product: nose resistant to fluoxetine protein 6-like
Molecular function (GO): acyltransferase activity, transferring groups other than amino-acyl groups
Source: RefSeq, a predicted model, not a curated record